AUGGCAUCAUCUUUGUCUCGUAGUAGGAUGUUAAAUCUCGGCUCCGAGGAUGGUUCAUUACUGCGAUAUCAGUCUAUUCACGUUUCAGAGCAUAUUUGGAAUGGUCGUGAACACCCAAUAUUGAGAGUGAGAAGAGGUCAUUUCGUACAUGCUGGCAUGGAGGGAGUGCCAGUAGAGAUUAUUCCUCAUUUGACAGUAGUAGGAUUUGCUGGAGUAGCACAGUUGGCUAGUAUUCCUAUUGACUGCCAAUUGAUUACAGCGUUGGUAGAAAGAUGGAAGCCAGAGACCUAUACCUUUCACAUGCCUCCUGGAGAGUGUACUAUUACUCUUCAAGAUAUUGCUAUUCAGAUGGGUCUUCGUAUUGAUGGAAGACCAGUUAUUGCCCCUACAGGAGGUGACAGGGGACAAAUCGUUGAAGAUUUAUUGGGAAUUAGACCACCUAGUUCUGCAUUUAUGGGGAGCAACUUGAAACUUACUUGGUUGGAUGACCAUUUUCCCCAUGUUGGGUUGCACAAUCAAAAUUCUAUUCAGCUAACCCACUUUGCUAGAGCUUAUAUUUUGAGACUUAAUUGGUAG
Abrus precatorius (Indian licorice) is the source of this 576-nucleotide messenger RNA. Its product is annotated as serine/threonine-protein phosphatase 7 long form homolog. The transcript has a single exon. NCBI's taxonomy places the organism in Eukaryota, Viridiplantae, Streptophyta, Magnoliopsida, Fabales, Fabaceae. The record is from RefSeq and is a predicted model, not a curated record. Bases 1 to 576 code for a protein of 191 amino acids. Gene Ontology annotation, biological process: meristem development; meristem maintenance.